ACCACGGUUAGAAACUUCUAGUCGUCGACGUUUAUCAACGUCGAUCGUUCGUGUAUUUCUCAGGCUCUUGUAUGAAUUGUUAUUGUGUAUAAAUAAAUCAAAAUGAUUUUAUCUUCGUUACAAUUAACAACGAAGAACUUGGCAAAGAUCGUCAUUUUGCCAAGUAUGAAACUUGUAUCCCCGUGUUCGUUGUUGACAAACGCUCGAGGUCUUCAUACAACCCAUAAUGUUAUGAAAAAAUUGCGUGUCGGGGAUCAGGCAAUAAGGCCUCUUCCGAUAGGGAAAAAUGUGAUAUUGGAAGGAGAAUUAUCAACUGAUAUGAUUACACCCGAGCAGUCCCUAUUCCCAGAUGCUACUACACCUUUUCAGCUGUUUGACAAUGUGCCAUACAGUGAAUUACAUAUUCUGAACAUAAAGUCGACUCGUAAUAAUACAAUAUUCACUCUCACUGAUGCCAAAGGAUUAGUAAGUAUGCUGCACACAGCUGGUAUCGAAGGGUUUAAGAAGUCGAAGAAGGGUACAAACAUCGCUGGUCAACAGACUGCGAUAACAUUUGCAAACCGUAUCCUUGAAUCAGGCGUUACAAAUGUGAGACUGAGGAUACAAGGCAUUGGACCUGGUAGAAGUGGUGCUAUUAAAGGUAUUGAACUAACGGAUUUGAAUGUGGUUUCUAUCACGGACGACACUAGGGUUUCAUGGAAUCCUCCAAGACCGAGGAAACCGAGGAGAAUAUAAUUUCUACAAGUUAUUCUAAUAUAUUUAAGUUAAUAAAUUAAUACUGAAUCCUUUAUUCAUUUAUCAA
This is a messenger RNA of Ceratina calcarata, 802 nucleotides long. RefSeq names its product mitochondrial ribosomal protein S11 (gene mRpS11). The record is from RefSeq and is a predicted model, not a curated record. NCBI's taxonomy places the organism in Eukaryota, Metazoa, Arthropoda, Insecta, Hymenoptera, Apidae. Bases 103 to 735 code for a protein of 210 amino acids. Gene Ontology annotation, biological process: translation. The transcript has 5 exons. Gene Ontology annotation, cellular component: ribosome. Gene Ontology annotation, molecular function: structural constituent of ribosome.